AUGAGCACUGGUCUAUCCAGCUUGAUUGAAAGAUUGUCAACCAGCGAAGGAAUGCGUAUACUUCGAAAAUUGCUGUCUUGUAAAAACGAACAAAAAGAUAAAUUACCAUCUGUUCCUACUCGGCUGAUCUUUGAAAUUGAAAAAAAUUUAGAUAUGCAAGUUUUGUUGCGAGAACUAGGCGUCGAACAGUUAUUGACGCCCGACGCGAUUCCUUUGGACAACACCUUCGCGGAAGACAAUCAAUUCGUGCACUUCGGCAAUGCCGUGCACCGUGCUCGUGUCAAGGUCACGCAAGAGAACGUCAAGGCGGUUGCAGUAACCGUGAUCAGCGGACAGGAACCUUGUUCGAACGACAUUAUAACCGACGUGAAUACCGAUUAUCCAUUUCUUUGGUUAAUUUACGAUAAAAUGAACGCAGAUAUUCUCUAUAUCGGCGUCUUUAAUGAAGUUGGCAAGCCCGUUUCUUGAAUUAUUGGGUUGACAGAUACAAAUCUUAUCAAACGAACUGUUCAUUCUAGGAGUUUAUUGGAAAGUCUUCAUAAUUAUGAUAACAAAUUUAAGGGAAGCCAGUUUUGAAGUUUUAAAAAAUAUGAUUUGUGAGAAUUUUUUUUGGAAAAACU
Messenger RNA from Nylanderia fulva, 620 nucleotides. Lineage: Eukaryota; Metazoa; Arthropoda; Insecta; Hymenoptera; Formicidae. The record is from RefSeq and is a predicted model, not a curated record.